This is a messenger RNA of Macaca mulatta (Rhesus monkey), 781 nucleotides long. The record is from RefSeq and is a predicted model, not a curated record. NCBI's taxonomy places the organism in Eukaryota, Metazoa, Chordata, Mammalia, Primates, Cercopithecidae.
GAUCCCAGAGUGACAUUUCAUUUCUGUUCCAAUGUCCUCCUGGAUGGUGGACGUGCCUGUCCCACAAUCUCAGAGCACAGGACGGAGAAGGCACGAAUGUCUUCCUUGGCUUCCGCUUCUUCCCUGUGCGCUCUCCACGGUUCCAGCACGAUAGCCGAGCAUCGGGAGAGAAGCCUGUCGGCCACUCCACUCCUGCGUGUCUUGCGUGGGGCACCUUGCCAUCCAUCGCCCACCAUGCCUCUUCCCCUCCAGAUGCCCUGCAGCGUGAACUGGUGACCACUCAGCACCUCCUGGCAGCACUUGACGUUGGCGAUUCGGAAGAAAAUGUGCAGGUGCUGGACUUACUGAGCGAACUCAAGGACGUGACGGAGAAAAAGGACCUUGAGCUCCGAAGGAGCUUCAGCCAGGUGCUUGGAACUCUCCGCAGAGGUGAGCAAAGAGGCAGCCUUGGCAAACCAGGAAGUCUGGGAAGGGACCCAGGGCGUGGCGCCCCCCAGCCAGUGGUAUUUCAAUCAAGAUGGUGCCUGCAGAGAAUCUCGGGGGAGCACCCAAGAACACGCGCCUGUCUGAGGACGACAACCCGGGUGCCCCAUCAGCCCCCACUCAGGCCACGUUCAUCAGCCCGAAGGAAGACUUUUCUUGAAGCAGCCAGGGAGAAGUCCCACCCUCGGUCUCUCGUUCAGGGAGGGACUUGUGGGUGACUCAUGGUUACAUUCAGGACACUUGAGCACUUUAUACACUACCGUAGCCCUGUAGCUAUUUUUAUGUGAUAAUCUCGUUU